AUGCUGCUAGGCGUUUACGAUAGGAAACGAGCUAUUCAUGACAUGGCAAAGAACGAGCCCCAAGUCGAUGUGAUUACUGGAGACUGGAUGUCAGAGUGCAACAUGACUCUCCGCGGAUCUGACAAGCGGGAUAAACUUAGCAACAAGCAAUUAUCGGCCGUUGGUGCUGCUUACGAGCCCUACUUUUUGGAGGAACUUGACCCAGCUAUUCCAUGGCUCGCAAAGAACAAUACCAAAGUCUGCGUGAACGCCGGAGCAAGUGACGUACAAGGACUUGCAGAUGCUGUCAAGGAGUUGAUCGCGAAACACGGCGUGGAUCUCAAAGUUGGAUAUGUUGACGGUGACGACGUCACGGAUGCCGUCUUGGACCUGUACAAGAAAGGCGAGAAUUUCCCAAACCUUCCAGCUGGAAAGAAUAUUCAGGACUGGGGUUAUGAGCCCAUCUGUGCUCAGUGUUACCUUGGAGGAACUGGCAUCGCCGCAUGCUUUGCUGGAGGAGCCGAUAUUGUCGUUUGUGGUCGAGUCGCUGACGCUUCUGUGACUGUCGGUGCUGCGAUGUGGUGGCACGGCUGGACUCGAGAGCAGAAUGUCCAAGAGCUCGCUGGAGCUUUGAUGGUUGGCCACGUGAUCGAGUGUUCCACAUAUGCUACAGGAGGCUAUUACAGCGGCUUCAAGGACCUAGGAGUAAACGACACUGACAUGGGUUAUCCCAUCGCAGCAGUCGAGCACAAUGGUGAGGCAGUGAUCACCAUGGAAAAGGGCCGUCACGGCUUGGUAAACACCGCCACUGUCGCUAGUCAACUAUUGUACGAAAUCCAGGGACCGUACUAUUACAACUCCGAUGUCACUGCCCAGAUUGAGAAUGUCAAGCUUGAGCAAGUUGGAGAGAAUGCCGUUCGAAUCUCGGGAGUCGAGGGACAGCCUGCACCCCCGACUACCAAAGUCGGAAUCACAGCAAAGGGUGGUUAUCAGGCAGAAUUUCAUUUUUUCCUCACCGGGCUAGAUAUCGAGGAGAAGGCAAAGAUGGUUGAGAGGCAAACACUCGCCCUAAUGGGAGAGCAUGCCAAGAGGUUCUCGUGCCUGAAGUUCCAGAUCGCAGGAACCGUCCCUCAAGACCCUCAGUCUCAAGAUGAAGCUACAGUCGACAUGCGCAUCUUUGCGCAGACUCAAGACCCUGAUCUUCUGUCCGCUGGUGCUUUUGUGGACUCUGAUCGAGGCUCAUUUGCUCGAUUCUGCAUCGAAAACUUGCUGCAAGGUUAUCCAGGAUCUACCAUGACGCCAGAUAUGCGGCAGGCAAUGGGACGCCCAUUUUUUGAAUAUUGGGUUAGCUUAAUGCCUCAGACAUUUGUCAAGGAGACAGCUCAUUUGCCCGACGGCAUGGUCGUCGACAUCCCUUCUCCGGGGCUGACCAAGGAGUACGACUUCAACCAGCCUUCAUAUAACACUCGCAACCCGGUCGAUCUCUCGUCUUUUGGCCCUACCACCCGCGCUCCUCUCGGAUACGUGGUGAUGGGCCGUUCAGGAGAUAAGUCGUCAAACGCUAACCUUGGCCUCUUCGUGCGUCACAAGGACGAGUACGAAUGGCUCCGAACCAUCCUUAGCGUCGAGAAGAUUCGUGAAUUGCUUGGGAAGGACGAUAAGGGCAAGAACAUCGAUCGGUGCGAGAUGCCAAACAUCCUGGCGGUGCAUUUCCUGCUGAGGGACCACCUAGAUAGAGGGUUCAACGCGACAAGUGGGUAUGACAGCUUGGGCAAGAAUCUGUGCGAGUAUAUCCGGUGCAAAUAUGUGGAUAUCCCGAAUAGGUUCUUGGAGCGCGGUCGUAUUUGA
Messenger RNA from Lindgomyces ingoldianus, 1827 nucleotides. Its product is annotated as DUF1446-domain-containing protein. Lineage: Eukaryota; Fungi; Ascomycota; Dothideomycetes; Pleosporales; Lindgomycetaceae. The transcript is spliced from 6 exons. Bases 1 to 1827 code for a protein of 608 amino acids. The record is from RefSeq and is a predicted model, not a curated record.